AUGUUUAAAGAGAGUGAGAGAAGACGGAGAGACUUCAGAUCUGAAGACCACAGGUGCGAUAAUUUGGCAUUAAAAGGAAAAGCUAUCCAGUCAACCACAUAUUAUCACUGGGGAGCCGCAAACGCCAUCGACGGCAUCAGAUACGCUCCCGGUGAAGCCUCGUACUGCUCCAUCACACUAAACCAGCUCAGCCCGUGGUGGAGGCUGGACCUGCUGGAUUAUUACUACAUUAACAGAGUGACCAUCACCAACAGAGCAGACGGCUUUUCGGAGCGCAUGACCGGAGUAGAGAUCCGCAUCGGAAACUCCUUAGAAAAUAACGGCAACAACAAUCCCAGAUGUGCUGUCGUUUCUUCGCCUGUUCCAGCAGGUGGUACUGUCAGUUUCUUGUGCGGUGGAAUGGGCGGCCGUUACGUAAACAUGUUCCUUCCGAAAAUCCAGACUUUUCUCACGCUGUGUGAGGUGGAGGUUCAUGGAACAGCUUAUAGGAAAAAAUUGUAUCUGAGGAUGAAAUUAGCCUCCAGUGUUGAUGCAUCUGCAGUGAACAACACAUUUCUGCAUCAGCUGCAGUCUGCUCUGGGGUUAAGUUUGGUCUCUGAUGUAAAACUGUCCUGGACGAGACUCCCGCAUCAGGAAGUAACGCAUGAGGAAAAAAAAAACAAGAAGGUUUUGUGCUGAUAAACAUUAAUCUGGAUGCAGAGACAAACUUUUUCAAGCAGACAUUUAUUUCUUUAUUUUUUUAUGGAUUUAUUGAUUGAGUUAUGUAAUUGUUCUUGCUUUAUACUCAUUAUCCUGACAUGGUUCACAUAACUGGAUGAAUCAUUCCAUUUAAAUCUGCAUAAGUAAGUAGUUAAAUGUAUCCACGUACAUAUAGUAUGUGCAUCAUAGUUUCACUUUAUCAAUGAACACCUGGUCAUUUCAUCAAUAUAGCAGUUCAUCUGAAAGAUAAUUCAAAUGAUUUUCAUUCAAUGAUAACUGCUGACAAUAUAAUUAAAUUUUUAUUUGUGUAUCCUGCCGUUAACUUCUUACAGUACAAUGUUCAUUAAGGCAAUUAGCAACUUGAGGCACCAGUAUUGAUGUCCAAGAAUGAUUUUACUACACUGUAUAUAAUUAUCCAGUAUACAACCACAAUAUGACCAUAACCAUUUUUUUUUUUUUAACUCUGAACACCCGAUAUAUGUAUGUUGCUGUGCUGACAACUGAAAAGACUUUCCUGAAGGACUCUCUAUGUCUGAAAUUAUAAGCACUUAAAAACAAAUAAUUACGCAGUUGAGAUGACAGCAUGAGCUAUUUAUGAAGAUAAUGACAAAUGCCUGAUCUAAGUGUGAUAUUAAGCAAAAACAAGAGUGAAGAUCUUACCACACAGCCAGAUAAAUAAUGAAAAACACACCAAUCGCUAAAAACAAUGUUACAUUUAAGCACAAUUUAUAUUAAAAAUUAAAUAUGCAUUAAGUA
Messenger RNA from Megalobrama amblycephala (Wuchang bream), 1455 nucleotides. Its product is annotated as fucolectin-1-like. Lineage: Eukaryota; Metazoa; Chordata; Actinopteri; Cypriniformes; Xenocyprididae. Bases 1 to 678 code for a protein of 225 amino acids. The transcript is spliced from 6 exons. The record is from RefSeq and is a predicted model, not a curated record.